Molecule: messenger RNA, 4638 nt
Organism: Dermatophagoides pteronyssinus (European house dust mite)
Lineage: Eukaryota; Metazoa; Arthropoda; Arachnida; Sarcoptiformes; Pyroglyphidae
Product: ral GTPase-activating protein subunit beta
Biological process (GO): activation of GTPase activity
Molecular function (GO): GTPase activator activity
Source: RefSeq, a predicted model, not a curated record
UGCAGCAACAGCAGCAGUUGACGUAAACAGAAAAAAAUAAAAUUGUCUUCGUUUUUUUUUUGGCUAUAAAAUAUACCCGAAAAUCUUACCCGAAAUGUUUAUUUGAUAUUUAUCAUCUUUCAUUGAUUCCAUUUUACUUUGAUGAAAAAUCAACAAACAAACAAACAAACAAAAUGUUUUCCGAAUAUGCUUUGAUCGAUAUUGGUGAUAUUUGUCAUCAAAAAUCAAUUAGUGUUUUAAAUAAAUUACCUGAUGUUAAUGGACCACAAUUGGUUACAUCAUUAAUUAAACCAUUAGUUAAUAAUUUAAUUAAUAAUAAAUCAAAUAAUAAACAAAAUGAAAAUUUCCUAAAUUGUUUUCAAGAUGAUAAAGAUGUACAUUGGAUAAUGGAAGUAAUUUGUUAUGGUCUUAGUUUACCAUUAGCCGAUAAUGAACAAUAUGAAGCUGUACGUGAUUGUGUUAAUAUUUAUUGUGAAUGGUUACAUUCAUUAUCACCAAGCCUUUCACAGGAUAAAUUCAUUCCAUAUCCAAUACGUAAUGAUCCAAAUAUUUAUUGUCAAAAAAUAUUUGGUCAUCUUUAUAAUACAUUUCUACCACGUACAUGGAAUCAACAAACAAUCAAUAUUGAACAAAUUAAUGAUUUAAUAUCGAAACAGGCAUUGAUUUGUCAUCGUAUAUUACGUUUAUUGAUUACAAUUGCAAAUAAAUCUGAUAAUGUAAUCAAUGCAAAAACAUGGGAACAAUUACUUAUAUUUUUAUUAGGUAUUAAUGAAAAACUAUUAAAAUCACCAACAGAUAAAACUGAUAUUGGUACACAGAUUGCUGAUCGUGUUAUUAGUACAUUGUUUCAGGGUUGGUUAAUUUCUUGUGUAUAUUUUUUUCCAUCACCAUCAUUUUGGCGUACAUUUCAACAAGUUUGUAUUAAUUCAAGACAUUGUCCAGCAUUGAUUGCACAAUGGAAUCGUGUUAACAUUUGCCUUACGAAACGUUUAGUUUCAGUCCUAUACAAUCAUGAAUCAACUGUCCCGGUGGAUAAUAAUUUCAAUUUUAAUUUUUCACAAUAUAAUUCAAUUGUUUUAUUAUUAAGUGAAAAUGUACUUGAACAAUGUUGGUAUCGUUUUCUACAUAUUAUUGGUAAUCCAAUUGAUUUAUGUUUUCCAAAAAUCAUAUCUAAAAUGGAUCCCGAAUGGAAUAUUAGUUUAAUUUCGAUAUUACCAUUUAUAUUUCAUAAAGCUAUUAAAGGAUUAUGUACAUUAGUGGAUAUAUUUCUUGGUAAUCCAAACAUUAAUUUAAGUGAUAUUGAAUAUGAAUUACCUAAAUCAUCAACUUAUUCAUCAUCAUCAUCGCAUACACCACCGGAAAAACGUAAAACAAAUUCAUCAAUUUCAAAAAAUGAAAAACAUUCAAACAAUCGUCAAAAUCAAAGCAAUAAUCAACAUCAUAUACAAUCAAAAAAUAAUACUAUUGAUCAAUAUGUUCUGCCGACUAUUGUAUUACCAUCAUUAUUACCGGGAAAUUUUCAUCAAAAUCAUAUAAAAUUAGCAUCAAUUUUAGAUAUAUUUGGUAAAUGGCUUUUUCCAGCUGCAUUUAUCGGUGUGCCUAAUAUUUCUAAUGAUUUAUUGGAAAAAUCCAUAUCAAACAACAGUGAUACAUCAUCAUCAUUGCAAGGACCAAUAAAAUUUGAUCGAAUGAGCAUUCCUAAUACCGAUAAUGAUAUAGAAUUUUCAAUGGAUUUAUUUGAAGCAGGACAGGCUGAAGCACUUGGUGCAUUAUGUCGUUUAUUUUGUCUGAAAAAAGAUGAUGAAGAUAUUUCAUUGAUUCUAAGCAAGCAAAAUCAUCCAGAUUUUUCUAAACUUAAAAAUUAUUUAACCAGUUUCUAUUUGGCUCUAAAAUUUAAUCUACAAAAUAUUAAUCAAAAUGAACAAACUAAAAUACAAAUAUCAAGCAAUAUUCUUGUUAAUUCAAUAUAUUUAUUUGAUGUUGAUCUUCCUGGAUCAAAAAUAUUGAUACCACAUUUUUUUCGUUGUAUGGAAUCAUUCUUAACACGUAAGGAUAAAAAUGAUUCGGAUAUUAUUAUACGAAGAGCAUGUAUUAAAAUUCUAAUAUCAUUACUUUCAUAUCCAAUUCAUUAUAAAAAUUUACCAAUCAAAGAUGAUUUAAGUGAAAUAACGUGCAAUACAUUUAUAUCAUUUUUCCCUCGAUUAAUUCUAUUAUUUAUUAAUGCACUUUAUAAUGAAUCGGAUCAGAUUAAUGUACAAAUGAUUUUGAAUUCAUUUUUAUUCAUAAUUGAAGAUUGUUUUAGUUAUCGUCAAGAUUUGAAUGGACAAUCAAUUAAUGGAAUACAAAAUGAAAUUACUAUUGAUUCAAAAGAUUCGCUGGUGAUUAAUUUAAUGGAAUUUUUCAAUAAAACAAAUUGUUUUUAUCUACAAAAUAAUAUGCAAGCACAAAAAUUAUCAAUCAAUUUGUUUCUAUUGAUAACAUCAUUUAUAUCGGAUAUUCUUUGUAAAAGUUCAUUGAAAAAUUCAAAUUAUAAUAUUUCAUUAACGGCUAUCGAGAUUUUAUUGGCAAUGGGAAGAAUUCGUUCGAAACCAAAUUCACAACAACAACAUAAACAUAAAUCAAAAUUAUUAUGUAAUAAUAAAUGUAGUUUAUGUAUACAACAGAUUUGUCGUUUUAUUGAAAAUCAAUGCUAUAAAAAGGCAAUGUUUCAUUCAAAAGAUAUGCAUACAACAAUUGUUGCUGCAUAUCAAUGUUUAGCUAUUUGGAUAAAUGAACAUUAUCAUUUAGUUAAUGAUAAAGAUUGUAUUGAAUUAUUAUUUAAACUUAUUGAACUUGGAAUAUCUGGUUCAAAAUCAUCGAAAGAUGAUACGAAACAAUUUAAAUGUGAAAAAUUAAUCAAACCGGCAUCACUCAGGGUUAGAGAUGCGGCGGAAUUAUUUUUGGCCACUUUAAUGAGUCAAAUCAAAAUGGAUAUCGAACCUAAUGAUAAUAAUAAUAUUAUCCCAUGUGACAUUAAUGAAGCUAAAAUAGCUGAACAUAUAUUCAAUAUUCGUUCAACCGAUUAUUCAUUUAAUCAAUUUCGUUAUUUUAUUGUUGAAAAUUCAUUAUUAAUAUCAAUAUUGGAUAAACAAAUUGGUCAUGGUGAAACUGUUUGUAUUAUUCGUUCAGCAUAUGGAAAAUAUUGUUUUAUUUUAAAACAUCAACCAAUAUCAAAUAGAUAUUUAUUGAAUAUGGGCAAUGAAAUCAGUAUAUAUAGAAGUUUGAAUAAACAAGAACAUUUGGUUAAAAAAAACGUUCAUUUUAAUUAUUUUCCCGAUUUUUAUGAUAAACAUAUUAAUAGUCAGGCAAAAUAUGAUAAUAUGAUAUUGAAUAUUGGAAAAUAUAUUAAUGAACAAGAAGAAAUUAAAACGGAUUAUGAAACAAUGUUAAAUUUUUUGGAAAAAGUUGAACAAAAUUUAAAUUUUGAAAAAGCAAAAUUAACAAUAAAUUUAAUGAAAAAAGAUAUGAAUGAAAUACCAGCAACAAAAAAUUUUGAAGCAUAUCGACCAAUCCUAUCACAAUUUGAAAAUUUUAAUUUUGAUUUCAAAACAACAAUAGCAACAACAACAAACGGUCAACAACAACAACAACAACAAAUUAAAUCACGUUCAUUAUUAUCAUUGAAUAAUAAUUCACAAUCAUUUAUUGAACAAUUGAUGAAAUUAGAUAUGAUCAGUAAUCGAAUCAACGAUAUGGUAAUGAUAUUUUAUGUGCCUAAAAAUUUUCAAAAUGAAUCAGAUAUAUUUACUGCAAAUUCACAACAAUAUUAUUCAAAUGAAAUAUUUAAAUAUUUUCUUCAAUCAUUGGGUAAUGAAAUUACCUGUGAAACAUUAAUUUGUUCAAGUAUUUUCUAUUGGAAUGAUGCUCUACAUGAAUUGAUUUUUGUUACACCGACCAUCACCACCGCCACCACACAAUCACCGCAUGAAUAUCAAAAAUUUUCAAAUAAUCAAAAAUUAUCAUUAAAUACUUUUAUUAUGGAAAAUAAUGAUACUAUUCGUACAUUGUUUUUACAACGAUCACAACAACAACAUUCAACUAACCUAAAUACUAAUGGUUAUACCGAAACGAAUCGUUUACAAAGCCAAAAUGAACGAAUCAAAGAAUUUCUAUUCAUGAAUAAUGGUUGUGAUAUAAAAGUAUUUAUAUUAUGGAUUGAAAAAAUGGAUGAUUUUGAUCGAUUACCAUUCAAUAAAAAUGUAUACGAACAACAUUCGAAUGUUUCAUCGGAUGGUUCAUCGGAUAAACAGAAUCUUAUUUUUAUCAUUACUAUACAUCCAUUGAAAAAUGGAUUAUUUCGUGUACUAAAUUUUAUGCCAAAUAGUAAUAAUACGAAUAAAUUCAACAAUUAUCCAACUAUUGAUCGAAUGUUAUUAAGUAAAACAUUAUUGGCAUCUUAUGUAAAACUUAUUACAUUGAAUUUGUUUAGACGUCGACGUAUGAAUACUGAAAGCUUUCAAUUUCCGCAUGUAAAACGACGAUUGAAAAUCCAGGAAAUGGCAAACAAAUUUAAAAUCUCUUCAACAACAACAACAACAAACGAUCAAAAAUUGGCAUCCGAAAUAUUUAAAUCAAAAUUUUUAUAAAUUAAUCAAUCAA